AUGCGUUUUCUCCCUCGAACCAUCAUCUUUACUUGCAUAGGUUUUAUUUCCCUGUUAUGGUGGCACCAUCAUCUCUCUACCCCUCAGCAGCAAGACCAUUUGACCAUCGAAGAGGAGAUUGAUGUACCCCUCACAUUUGAUUCUCUUCUACAUAUUCAGCAGGUCAGAAAAAAGACAUUGCGGUCUUUUUGCAAGAAAAAGAGCAAACUCACUAAACUUCCAGCUACCCAAAAGGAAGCUUCCCAACUACUCUCUUCUAUUGCAGUGAAUCACAAACUGAAUUUCCUGUAUUGCAAAAUACCAGGCACCGGGGUGGAAGAGUGGGAGCAGCUAUUGGAAGUAAUAUUGGAGAACACAAAUGUCACAUUGCAAGUGCCUGUCCCCUAUCACCAGGACUUUGGUGAUAAAAUGGCCUUGAGUAAACAUAACUUGACAUCAAUGGAAGCUCUGCUUAAAGCCUACACAAAAGUGGUUUUCAUUAGGGAUCCUUUCCACAGACUCGUUUCUGCUUACAUGCAUUGGAUAGCAGACAAUCUAACCUUCAAAGAGUUCAUUGACUACAUCAUGUACAGUGGAUUGAAGAAUGCCAGUGUUGAAUGGACACCCUUAGUUAAGCUGUGUCAUCCAUGUCUUGUUCAAUAUGACUAUAUAAUAAUGUUUGGGUUUCUUGGCAAUGAAGUGCACCAUUUGAUGCUCCGGAAUGGAUUUCCUGAUAACAUCCAGAUGCCCGAGUUCACGGACUCCAAGAUCCAGCAGACAUAUAACUGGCUAGAAGAAGAGAUGUUCGGUGAAUUAUCCCUUGUGCAGAAGAAAAGGCUUUGCCAUUUUUUUCGAUUUGACUUUGCUGCAUUUGCCUUUCCCAGAAGUUUGCUCUGGGACCUCAUAUGCGUUUCUGGAAACAGCUAGGAUUAUCAAAGACAUCAAAGAAGAAUGCCCAGAACUGAACUGAUGAAGUGAAAUCUCAGAUUCUUAUAGAAUGGGGACCUACAUUGGUAACCUUGACAUCUCGUAGAAGCAAAUUCCAUAAUGUAAUUACCUGCUUUGAAAAGAAACACUUCCUUUUAUUGGUCCCAAAUAUUCUGGAAUUGUAGUCCAUUUUUAUUGUAUGCUCCUUAAUAAUAUGCAAACAAUCAAAAGCAUUGUCUGGAUACAG
This is a messenger RNA of Thamnophis sirtalis, 1153 nucleotides long. Its product is annotated as carbohydrate sulfotransferase 9. Gene Ontology annotation, biological process: dermatan sulfate proteoglycan metabolic process; carbohydrate biosynthetic process. Gene Ontology annotation, cellular component: membrane. Lineage: Eukaryota; Metazoa; Chordata; Lepidosauria; Squamata; Natricidae. Gene Ontology annotation, molecular function: sulfotransferase activity. The record is from RefSeq and is a predicted model, not a curated record.